ACUUCUGCGCGUUUGGUCACGGAGGACCGCAGGCGGAGAAUGCAGCAGGGACCCUCCGCAUGGUCUGUGUGUCACUGGGCUGGCAAGGCUCGACCCAGGCACCCAGCCUCUUCCCUUAGCUUUUUUUGCCUGCUCUGGGUUAUCACGUUAGUUGUAGGCACCUGUGCGCCCCACAGAUGAGAGGGACUUGGGGGCCCCCACCUUCUAUAGUGGAAUCCAGCAUCGUUCCUCUCUCCCCUGGUCUCAAGCCAAGUCUGCGGUGUCUGUUCUGUAAGGUCCUACGUGGGUCUUGUCGGGUGUGCGCUAGGGACAGGGCAGGGGGACAGCCCCUCCAGGAAGUCCAACUAGAGGAAGGAGGGGAAACUCGGGAAGGCGGGGCUCAGUGCCACGGGGAAGCGGAGACGGCCAGCAGCCCCCAACCUAUAACCCGCCACAGACCCGAGAUCCGACCACUGGCCGUGGUGCCCGGGCACGCUCUCGCGCGGGAUGGCGAACUCCUGCCCGGAUCCUGAAUCAGAGUUAGAAUCGGUGUUCCCUCGGGAAGUCGGGCUCUUCACCGACUCUUACUCGGAAAAGAGCCGGUUCUGCUUCUGUGGGCACGAGCUAAGCAUCACGCAGAACUUUGGGUCCAGUCUCGGGGUGGCGGCAAGCGUAUGGGAUGCGGCUGUAAGUCUGUGCAACUAUUUCGAGAGUCAAAAUGUGGAUUUUCGAGGCAAGAAGGUGAUCGAACUGGGCGCGGGGACGGGCAUCGUGGGAAUCUUGGCAGCGCUGCAGGGGGGGGAUGUUACCAUCACUGACCUUCCUCUGGCUCUAGAACAGAUCCAGGGCAACGUCCACGCUAAUGUGCCAGCUGGAGGCCGGGCCCAGGUCUGCGCCUUGUCCUGGGGGAUUGACCAACAUGUCUUCCCUGGAAACUAUGACUUGGUGCUGGGGUCAGAUAUCGUGUACCUGGAGCCCACCUUCCCACUGCUGCUGGGAACUCUCCAACACCUGUGCGGGCCCCAUGGCACCAUCUAUCUGGCCUCUAAGAUGAGAAAGGAGCAUGGAACAGAGAGCUUCUUUCAACAUCUCCUGCCCCAGCACUUCCAACUGGAGUUGGCCCAGCGGAAUGAGGAUGAGAAUGUCAACAUCUAUAGGGCCAGACACAGGGAAGCGAGACCUGCUUGAUGUUACCCCUUCUGUUUUCAACCCCUUAUCCCAAUGAAGGAACUGCAAAGCUCCAAAGCCUUAUCUCCAAAAGGACCAACAGGAUGUAUUUCCCUGAACUCUCUUUCCUCUUUCCAUCUUUGUUCCCCCAGAUACCCUUGGGCAGAUGCAGGAAGGCACCUAUUUGUUAAGAAUCCUAGAGAGCUCUAAAAAUACAGGUAUUAGAGCACAAAGAAGAGUCCCAGCUCUUAUUUUCAUAGGAGGAGAAUGGGCAGGCAUUCAGGGUGUUUAGGGGUAAGGGAAGUUAAUGGGUAUAACAGCAGUGGUUACAGAGAUUGUCUCAGAGCAAUUCCAUUUGUAAUGUUGUUUCUUU
Castor canadensis (American beaver) is the source of this 1519-nucleotide messenger RNA. It is a transcript of the gene Eef1akmt3, whose product is annotated as EEF1A lysine methyltransferase 3. Gene Ontology annotation, cellular component: protein-containing complex; cytosol. The record is from RefSeq and is a predicted model, not a curated record. Lineage: Eukaryota; Metazoa; Chordata; Mammalia; Rodentia; Castoridae.